Molecule: messenger RNA, 2114 nt
Organism: Gryllus bimaculatus (two-spotted cricket)
Lineage: Eukaryota; Metazoa; Arthropoda; Insecta; Orthoptera; Gryllidae
Source: the annotation of a GenBank genome assembly
GUGCUACCCCAGCGGAUUCAUGAGUGGGCCUUGACACCGUGUGUAGCUGAGGAAAGCAACAAGCGUGCUUUGGAGAGUGUGCGCAAAAGCCAGCUGGAAGUGCGUCGUAUUCUUCAAGAUCUGGACAAACGCCACAGGGAGUUGGACCUGAGUGUAGAAAGAGCGAAGACUGCGCAAGUGGAUGCGCGUGCAGAAGAGGAGGCUGAAGAGGAAGGGGAAAUGAGCAUGUACUGUAUCACUUGUGGUCAUGAAAUUCAUUCUCGAAUGGCCAUUAAACACAUGGAGAAGUGUUUCAAUAAGUAUGAAAGUCAGUCGUCAUUUGGAUCUAUUUACAAAACUCGUAUUGAAGGAAACAACAUGUUCUGUGAUUACUACAAUCCCGCUAAUCGCACAUACUGCAAACGAUUGCGAGUUUUGUGUCCUGAGCAUUGCAAGGAUCCUAAAGUCAGUGACACAGAGGUUUGUGGAUGUCCAUUGGUGACUAAUGUAUUUGAUACAACAAAUGAAUUUUGCCGUGCUCCUAAAAAGAGCUGCCUUAAGCAUUAUAGAUGGGAGAAACUAAGAAGGGCUGAAAUUGAUAUGGAACGUGUACGCCAGUGGUUGAAAAUAGAUGAACUCAUAGAACAGGAACGACAAAUACGUCAUUUGAUGGCGAGUCGGGCAGGUGUGUUAGCUUUAAUGUUACAUUCCACAUACAACCAUGAUCUCAUGGAACAAAUGACUUCAGCCCAAGAUCAAGAACAAUUUGCUGCAAUGGAAGAAGAAAUGCAGCGCCAAUACCAGCAGUAAAAGAAUGUUAAAAAACAAUAAUAAUUUAAAAAAUCAAUCACAAGUAUGUGUGGGAUACAGCUUAGAAAAAGCUGUUUUGUAUUGGAAAUGAGUGAAUUAAAUACUCAAUAUAAGUGUAAUAGUUUAGUUUCCUUAGGUUAAUAAAAUUUGUUAUCCAAAUUUCUUGUAUUACUAUCGUUAUGAUUAUAGCCCGGAAGGUUAAGGUACUUUAUCAAGCAGUCAAAAAAAGAAUUUAUAUUUACUAAAAUAGACUCGCAAAAAGGCAUUUAUUCUGGCUAAAAUAGGGGUGCAAAAAGGCAUGUAAAAAGUAAAAUAUCACAUUUAAAAGGAAUUGUAAAAGAUUACUAAUUAAAAUGAUUGACUUUUUUAACCUAACUGAAAAAUUUACAUUAAGCACUUACGUGUAAGGAACCAAUCUUUUCUUUGUAAUCAUUCCACAUGAUCACCUGGUAUGGUGACUACGAAUUUGUUUUACUUGCAAAGUGUCUCUUUGAAAUGAUAUUAUAGAUCUCCCUUUUGAAUCUUGAAAAUGGCGUCAUUUAUAUUGUUUGCGCUUGUAUGAUUGCCACCACUGAGAAGGGUAAGGGAGAGCUCUGCUGUCACGGGGGAUCAGCAGGAGAGGUGGCUCAGGGCAUUAAGUGAUGUCACUGCUGUGCCUCUAACCGGGAGGUUAUAGAUUGGAGUCUCAAUGAUGGCAGGAUUUUUGACACUGACGUGACAGCUAGGUCUAAUUCAGCUGCUGUCAGGAGGAGAAUUGUGGCAGCUAACUGCUCUAUUUGGUAGUUUUCCAUGGUUUCUCCGAUCAACAUCUGGUGAAUGCUGGAGCAGUGCCCUUACAAAUGGGCCAUAAUCUUUCCUUCCUUUUCCUUGUCUUAUUCUCACCCCUUACUUCUGUUACAUACACUACAUUACCGCAUGUGGGUUUUGUGGUAUAACAGCUAGCGUGCGGGCUGUUGUACUCAAGUUUGCGGGUUCAAAUCUGUGCAAAGCUGUGGAGUUUUUAGGGUGAAAACAUAAUCCUGUCUAUAGAUUUAUUACACGUAAAAGAUCGUCAAGCCUAAAAGAAACCUCUGAGCUAAAUUCAGUAUUGCUUGUUUCGUUUGCAAAGUGAUACCUACUUUCUUUGUUAGAUGGUAAAAGGAGUGUAGUGCAAUUUGGUUGGUCAGAUGGAAGAGCGGGCCUGAUGGCUCGAGUCUCACUACGUAAAAUAAGACAUUAACUAACGCAUGUCAGGAGAUCAGUCAGGAACAUAGAAUUUGUCUGUCUGAGGCAGUGUGAUGCUGGUGGGAGAUAUUUGGUUGGGGAAAUCCCUGCAAGCCAAAGUA